UUGAUCUAAUCCGUCCAAUUAGUUGUGUUUAUUUAAUAUUAUAAAGAAGUACAUCAACGUGUUUUAUAUAUUAUUGGCUUUUAAAUUUUAUUUUAUUUGGUAAUUGCAACAUUUUCAGUCAUUUUGUGUAAUCAUCGCUGGUUAACUCAACAGAAUAAAUCCCUAUGAAAUGGAUUUUUCGUCUCGACAUGAAGCUCAACCACUGCUAAAUCAAAACAAGUCGAAUAUAAAGUCGAACCGAAAACUGCUUAAGUGGCCUUUCAAUGGAAUUUUAUUUGGAUUAUUAUUCCUUGGUGCUCUUUAUCUUUUGUAUGUCUUCAUUAAGUAUGAAAUACAACCAGCAUCCAGUUACACCGCUAAGACACGGAAUUCACUACAUGUUUCAAGUAUUGCAACCACAAAUCAUGAUUAUUUCAAACAAUGCGCUCCUCAAGUAAAAUGUGAUCCAUUCGCUAAAUACAGAAGCCCAAAUGGAUCAUGUAACAAUUUGGAAAUACCUUCGUUGGGAGCAUUAAGAACACCAUUUUUUCGUUUGCUUAAUGCUAAUUUUAGUGAUGGUUUUUAUAAACUUCGAUUACAAUCAAAUGGAAGUGAAUUAACUAGUCCAAGAGUGAUCAACAUUGAACUCUUUCUGAAUCGAGAAAUAUAUAAGCCCGAUGAAAAUAAUGUACUUUUAGUGCCAUUUGGACAGUUAAUAGCUCAUGACAUAUCAGGUCUGUUCAUUGACAUUCCAAAAAAUGAUGACGGUGGAGUAAUAGAUGGUUGCCUCGACGAAAAUGCAAGAAAAACAUUUACUCAGUGUCAAAUGGUGGUCAAUAACCCACCUGACGACCCUGUUUAUAGUGAGCAUAACAUAUCUUGCAUGGGGUUAUUCCGUUCGAUGACGUCGAGAAAUUACAGCUGUCCGUUAUACCCCUCAACGUUUAUUAACAAUAAUACUCAUUUUAUCGACGCAUCUGAAAUAUAUGGAUCGGAUGAAAAAUAUUCACUGCAUCUAAGAAUGAUGGAAGGCGGACGACUUAAUUUCUCAAUUAACAGCAAUGGGCAAAUGUUUUGUCCAUACUUAGAGAGUAAAAAUGUGGACCCUACCGUACAUGAUAUAAAAGACAUUGAAUAUGACACAGGUGAUCCGGAUAAUGGAAAUCAAAAUUUAGGAAUAUCAUCGAUGCAGAGUUUAUUCUUAAGGUAUCAUAAUUAUAUUGCUUUUAAACUUUCAACAUUAAAUCCUUAUUGGUCGGAUGAAAUUCUUUAUCAGGAAUCUCGCAGAAUAGUCAUUGCAACUAUUCAACGUAUCACUUAUAAAGAUUUCUUACCUAUAAUUAUCGGAGAAGAUUUUCAAGAAAUGUAUGGAUUAAAUGAAGAGAAUAUUUAUGACCCUACCAUUAAUCCAUCUACAUCUCAGGAAUUUUCCACAGCUGCUUUCCGAAUUCUUCAUUCACUUAUACCCGUUCAAUUCAAUUUUAUAAAUAAAGAUUACAAAACAGAAUUUUCAAUUAACGUAACGGAUUGGAUGAGAGAAUCAAACUUAUUACCUUUACAAAAUAAUUUUGAUAAAUUACUCAAAGGAUUUUUGGAAACACCUGGGCGAUUGCUUCAACCUUCGUACAAUUUUUAUAUUUCCAACUUUAUGCUUGCUAGAUUUAAAGAGCCUCCAUAUACAGGGCGUGAUUUACUGACUAUUGAUAUCGUUAGGGGCCGUGAUGUAGGCUUACAACCAUACAAUAUUGUCAGACAAUUUUGUGGACUGCCGUUUGCAAAUGAUUUUGAAGACUUAGUAGAUCUGAUACAUAUAAAGGAUAUAGCAACAUUAAAAGAACUUUAUAACUCAGUAAAUGACAUCGACUUAAUGGUAGGUAUUUUAUUAGAAAAACACAGUGAUGGUGCAAUUGUGGGUCCUACUUCUCAAUGUUUAAUUGCCGAUGGUUUUUAUCGGUAUAAAGCUGGUGAUCGAUUUUUCUAUGAUGUACAAGGUCAACCCGGCAGUUUUACUAAAAAUCAAUUAAAAGCGAUUCAAAAAAUUACUUUUGGCCACGUGAUUUGUGCUACUACAAAUGUGGACCACGUACAAAGUGACAUUUUUAAAUUAGUCGAUCACAAUUUAUACCCAACAAGCAAACUGAAAUGUGAUGAUUUCUACUUGGAUUUUGAGGAAUGGGAAGAAUUGAAUGACCGAACAGAGUUGUAAUUUAAUCAAGAUAAAUAUUUACUACAUUUAAUGUCUAUAAAUCUAUUGUUUAUUAUUUUUUUAUUUCUUGUUUUAAAAUAAUUUUCUCUAAAUAAUAAUACCAUUUAUAAUAGGUCUACAUUGAACUUGAAUAUGUAUAAAUUAUAAAAAACAUUGAUCAACUCGAUUGAUUUCUUAACAACAUUUAAAAAUAUUUUUAACGUCAAUUGGUAUAUCUGGGAAUCGUUUUUUAUAUUAUAUCCGAGUCAAAACGAUCAUCAAAUAUGUACCAAAUCAUUAAUUUAAUAUUUUAUACCAACACAAUAGUUUGAUUGAAUAUUUGUGUGGUAUGAAUUCAGUGCAAAUUAUAUCAAAUUAUAUAAUAUGUCUAUUACAGUGAAUAAACGAACAACGGUAAA
Messenger RNA from Rhopalosiphum maidis (corn leaf aphid), 2583 nucleotides. RefSeq names its product peroxidase-like. The record is from RefSeq and is a predicted model, not a curated record. The transcript has 13 exons. Lineage: Eukaryota; Metazoa; Arthropoda; Insecta; Hemiptera; Aphididae. Gene Ontology annotation, molecular function: heme binding; peroxidase activity. Gene Ontology annotation, biological process: response to oxidative stress. Bases 170 to 2185 code for a protein of 671 amino acids.